Molecule: messenger RNA, 1373 nt
Organism: Myotis davidii
Lineage: Eukaryota; Metazoa; Chordata; Mammalia; Chiroptera; Vespertilionidae
Gene: POLR1C
Product: polymerase (RNA) I polypeptide C
Exons: 9
Coding region: 94-1134 (346 amino acids)
Biological process (GO): DNA-templated transcription
Cellular component (GO): RNA polymerase III complex; RNA polymerase I complex
Molecular function (GO): protein dimerization activity; DNA binding
Source: RefSeq, a predicted model, not a curated record
UCUUCCAGGCGGUGACGCGUUGCCUCGGAGACGGAGGAGGGCGACUGGAACGUACGCGCCAGUUGCAACCUGAAUCACGUGGAGGGGGCGAAGAUGGCGGCGGCCCAGGCGGUGGAGGAGAUGCGGAGCCGCGUGGUGCUGGGGGAGUUCGGCGUUCGCAAUGUUCAUACCACCGACUUUCCCGGGAACUAUUCGGGCUACGAUGAUGCCUGGGACCAGGACCGCUUCGAGAAGAAUUUCCGAGUGGAUGUGGUACACAUGGAUGAAAAUACAUUGGAGUUUGACAUGGUGGGAAUUGAUGCAGCCAUUGCCAAUGCUUUUCGGCGUAUUCUGUUAGCUGAGGUGCCAACCAUGGCUGUGGAAAAGGUCCUGGUGUACAACAACACAUCCAUUGUCCAGGAUGAGAUCCUCGCUCAUCGCUUGGGGCUCAUUCCCAUUCAUGCUGAUCCCCGUCUUUUUGAAUAUCGGAACCAAGGAGAUGAAGAAGGCACAGAAAUAGACACUCUGCAGUUUCGGCUGCAGGUCAGGUGUACUCGGAACCCCCACGCUGCUAAAGAUUCCUCUGACCCCAAUGAACUCUAUGUGAACCACAAAGUGUACACCAGGCACAUGACAUGGGUUCCCCUGGGGAACCAGGCUGACCUCUUCCCGGAGGGCACCAUCCGACCAGUGCAUGAUGACAUCCUCAUUGCUCAGCUGCGGCCUGGCCAGGAGAUUGACCUACUCAUGCACUGUGUCAAGGGCAUUGGUAAAGAUCAUGCCAAGUUUUCACCUGUGGCAACAGCCAGUUACAGGCUCCUGCCGGACAUCACACUGUUGGAGCCCGUGGAAGGGGAGGCAGCUGAAGAGCUGAGCCGCUGCUUCUCACCUGGUGUUAUCGAGGUGCAUGAAGUCCAAGGUAAAAAGGUGGCCAGGGUUGCCAAUCCCCGGCUAGAUACCUUCAGCAGGGAAGUCUUCCGGAAUGAGAAGCUGAAGAAGGUUGUACGGCUGGCUCGGGUUCGGGACCAUUAUAUCUUCUCUGUCGAGUCAACAGGGGUAUUGCCACCUGAUGUGCUGGUGAGCGAAGCCAUCAAGGUACUGAUGGGCAAGUGCCGGCGGUUCUUGGAUGAACUAGAUGCAGUUCAGAUGGACUGAGGCUUGCAGACUCACUGGCACGACUGGGCUUGGAUGCUCCUGAGGCACACUGAAGAUUUUGGGUUCUGACCUGCUGCCACAGGACUGCUGUAAGAGCGUCUAGUGUGCUAGGUGUUUUGAGUUUUCUGGGACAAUUCCAGCUUUAUUUUAGUCAAUACAUUUUGUUAAAUGUGUCACAAAAUGUGACGUUUAUGCCUUUAUAAGGCCUCCAUGUAAAUAAAUUCACAUCCAAACAAAAA